GCUACCGAGCACACCACAAGUAGCUUCAGUAGUAGCAGUGCUCACUACAUUAUAUUUGUUCCUCAGCUGAUCUUGAUCUGUCGUGGAAGUACCAGGAGGAGCUUUUGCUAGCAAUGGCUGCCAUGCCGCUGCUGCAUGGAACCCUGGAUGCUACCAUCUUCGAGGCCAAAUUCAACAACAGCAACCAAGUUACCAAGUUUCUCCAAGGGCUGAUUCCACAAAUGGAGGGCCGGCCCACUACUGGUCUGCCAGUACAGAUGUACGCAACCAUCGACUUGAACAACGCUCGCGUGGGCCGCACCCGCAUCGACGACAGCAACCCCGACAACCCACGCUGGAACGAGUCCUUCCACAUCUACUGCGCGCACUACACCACCCACGUCGUCUUCUCCAUCAAGCUCCGCCUGCCCAUCGACGCCGUGCUCGUCGGCCGCGCCUACCUCCCCGUCCAGGACCUUCUAUCUCCGACCCCCAACGACCAGGAGGACAACAUCGUCGACAGGUGGCUAGACAUCCUCGACGACGAGAAGAAACCACUCCCGCACGGGCCGAAGAUCCACGUGCGAGCACGGUUCACCGACGUGGCCGGAGACCCCAGCUUCGGCAGCGGCAUCGACGGCAAGAAGUACGCCGGCGUGCCGAGGACCUUCUUCAAGCAGCGGCAGGGGUGCAGGGUGACGCUGUACCAGGACGCGCACGUGCUGGACACGUUCAGGCCGGACAUCAAGCUCGCCGGCGGCGCGGCGUCGUACGAGCCGCGCCGGUGCUGGGAGGACGUCUACGACGCCAUCGACGGCGCGCGACACUUCGUGUACGUCACCGGCUGGUCGGUGUACGCCGAGACCACGCUGGUGCGUGACGGGAACCGGAAGCACCCCGGCGGCGGCACCACCGUCGGCGAGCUCCUCAAGCGCAAGGCCAAAGAGGGCGUGCGCGUGCUCAUGCUGGUGUGGGACGACCCGACCUCGCUCCUCAACAUUGGCAUCCUUCCCAGCCAGCUCGGCACCAACGAUGCCAACACGUUCAGCUACUUCAGAGGCAGUGGCGUGCACUGCGUGCCCUGCCCUCGUAACCUCGACGACAGCGAGUACCCCGUCCAGUUCAGGAAGACGGUGGCGCUCAGCCACCACCAGAAGACCGUCAUCGUGGACGCCGACGAGGGUUCCGGCGGCCUCCGCCGCGUCGUCAGCUUCGUCGGCGGCAUCGACCUCACCAACGGCCGCUACGACACGCAGUCCCACUCCCUGUUCAGCACGCUCAACACGGCGCACUCCAACGAUUUCUACCAGAACAACAUCGCCGGCGCGUCCAUCGACAAUGGCGGGCCGAGGGAGCCAUGGCACGACAUCCACUGCAAGAUCGAAGGCCCAGCGGCAUGGGACGUGCUGCACAACUUCGAGCAGCGGUGGAGGAAGCAAGGCGGCAAGGACGACAUCCUGCACAACGUGCUCUGGCCGUGGAAGAACAAAGGUGACCUCCUCGUCGACCUGAAAGGUAUGGAGAAUGUGAUCGCGCCGCAGUCGGCGGCGGCGGUCGCCGGCGGUGACCCGGAGGCGUGGAAUGUGCAAGUGUUCAGGUCCAUUGAUGGCAGCGCAUGCUCUGGGUUUCCCAAAACCCCACAGGAGGCAGCUCAGUCAGGGCUGAUCAGUGGGAAAAACCAUGUCAUUGACAGGAGCAUCCAGGAUGCCUACAUCCACGCAAUUCGUCGUGCCAAGCGGUUCAUCUACAUCGAGAACCAGUACUUUCUUGGCAGCUCCUUCGGAUGGAAACCUGACGGCAUAAAGCCGGAGGACAUCGGCGCGCUGCAGCUGGUGCCCAGAGAGCUGUCACUGAAGAUUGUCAGCAAGAUCGAAGCCGGCGAACCCUUUGUGGUGUAUAUUGUUGUUCCAAUGUGGCCGGAAGGCGUUCCAACGGCUUGGAACAUUCAGGCUAUGCUGAGUUGGCAGAGUAGGACCAUGGAGAUGAUGUACACUGACGUUUCUAGAGCUCUCAAGGCGAAGAACAUCGAUGCAAACCCAAAGGAUUACCUCUCCUUCUUCUGCUUGGGUAACAGGGAGGUGAAGGUACCGGAUGAAUAUGAACCUAAACGUCACCCGACACCUGGGACCGACUACGAUCGGGCCCAGAAGGCGCGCCGCUCUAUGAUCUAUGUCCACUCCAAACUAAUGAUCGUGGACGACGAAUACAUCAUUAUCGGAUCGGCCAACAUCAACCAGCGGUCCAUGGACGGAGCAAGGGACUCUGAAAUCGCCAUGGGUGCGUACCAGCCGUCCCACCUCAACACCAAUGGUGAUGUUGCCAGAGGACAGGUCCAUGGCCUCCGGAUGUCGCUGUGGUACGAGCACCUUGGUGAGCUGCAGGAGGAUUUCAAGGACCCUGGUAGCCUCAAGUGUGUUCGGAAGGUGAACAAGAGGGCUGAGGAGUUCUGGAAGAUGUACACCAGCGAUAACCUGGAGGAUAACCUCCAUGGGCACCUGCUCAGUUACCCCAUUGAUGUAACCAGUGAAGGCACGGUGACAGAGCGUGAAGGGGUGAAAUUUUUCCCAGACACAGAGGCUCCAGUGCUCGGCACGGUACCCCUGCGGGUUCAGCUUGGCAGUGCAUUCACAGAUUAUGUCUUUACUACAUAAAAAACCAAAAAAAAAAAGCAUGCAGGGGCAAGCAUACACUAUCCAAUAAACAGUUUAGUAUAGCAUUCCACAUUUGGUGCGCAAAAUGUAUUCUAAGGCAGUAUGUAUGACGUAUUUCUGAGCUACUACUUUCCUGUUUACGAGUAUUUGAAUGAUGUGGAUAUGUGGUUAGUGUUUGGAUCCAUUGGAUUAACAAAUAUAUUAUUAAUAUAUGUAUCAUCUUGUCUCAGUAAAAAAAAAAUAA
Sorghum bicolor (sorghum) is the source of this 2874-nucleotide messenger RNA. RefSeq names its product phospholipase D alpha 2. The transcript has 3 exons. The record is from RefSeq and is a predicted model, not a curated record. Gene Ontology annotation, biological process: phospholipid catabolic process; phosphatidylcholine metabolic process. NCBI's taxonomy places the organism in Eukaryota, Viridiplantae, Streptophyta, Magnoliopsida, Poales, Poaceae. Bases 114 to 2630 code for a protein of 838 amino acids. Gene Ontology annotation, cellular component: plasma membrane. Gene Ontology annotation, molecular function: calcium ion binding; D-type glycerophospholipase activity.